AGGAGGGGAGGGAGGGCGCUGAGGCGGGCCGAGGGGCGGAGAAUGAGGGCGGUGCGUGGCGGGCUCCGCGCCGGCGGCCGCCCUCGGCCGGAUUCGCUUGCCUGGAGGCGCCCGCGGCGAGCGGCGACGACGACGACGGCAGCGGCGGGAGGCCUGUGAGGAGGCCCACCGCUGGGGCGCUCAGACUUAGCAGCAGCGGCGGAGGAGGAGGAGGGGCCUGGGCGCGAGUUCCUUCUCAACAUGGAGUUGCAAGCAGAGACAUUUGGCCCAGCUGGGGAAGACUUAAGCCCCGGCACCAUGUGCUACCAAUGCCCCACCUGUCACGCGGAUGAGGAACGGAGCUGUACGAAUUCCCUGCGAGGACGGACAAAGACGCGGAGUUUGUCUGCUUCUCCUGCCCUGGGCAGCACCAAAGAAUUCAGGAGGACACGUUCCUUACAUGGACCAUGCCCAGUCACUACGUUUGGACCAAAAGCUUGCAUGUUGCAGAACCCGCAAGCCAUCAUGCACAUUCAAGAUCCGGCCAGCCAGCGGUUGACAUGGAACAAACCUCCAAAAAGUGUCCUUGUGAUCAAGAAGAUCCGAGACGCCAGUCUUCUGCAGCCCUUCAAAGACCUCUGCAUCUAUUUGACCGAGGUGAACAACAUGCUGGUUUACGUGGAGAAGAAAAUCCUAGACGACCCAGCCAUCAUGAACGAUGAGAGUUUUGCGUCUGUGAAGAAGCGGUUUUGCACUUUCAGUGAAGAUUAUGAUGAUAUCUCCGAUCAGAUAGACUUUAUCAUCUGCCUGGGCGGAGACGGGACUUUACUGUACGCUUCGUCGCUUUUCCCGAGGAGUGUACCCCCAGUCAUGGCUUUCCAUUUGGGGUCCCUGGGCUUCCUCACUCCCUUCAAUUUUGAAAACUUUCAGUCUCAAGUCACCCAGGUCAUCGAAGGCAACGCAGCCCUCGUUCUCCGAAGCAGGCUGAAGGUGAAGGUGAUCAAGGAACACUGGGAGAAGAAGGCCGUGAUUCAGAACGGGAUCGAGGAAAACGGUGUGGUGUCUUCGGGUCUGGAAAAAGAAAUGUUUAAGCAAGCCACUCAAUAUCUGGUCUUGAAUGAAGUGGUCGUGGACCGAGGCCCUUCCUCUUACCUUUCCAACGUGGAUGUCUUCCUUGAUGGUCACCUUAUCACCACUGUACAAGGCGAUGGCGUCAUUGUCUCCACGCCGACUGGCAGCACGGCGUACGCAGCCGCUGCGGGCGCGUCAAUGAUCCAUCCGAACGUCCCCGCCAUCAUGAUCACCCCCAUCUGCCCUCAUUCACUGUCCUUCCGGCCCAUCGUCGUUCCGGCUGGAGUAGACCUGAAGAUCAUGCUGUCUCCGGAUGCCAGGAAUACCGCGUGGGUUUCGUUUGACGGGAGGAAGAGGCAGGAGAUCUGCCACGGGGACAGUAUCAGCAUCACAACCUCCUGCUACCCUCUCCCUUCGAUCUGCUUCCAAGAUCCGGUCAGCGACUGGUUCGAAAGCCUGGCUGAGUGUUUACACUGGAACGUCAGGAAGAAGCAAAAUCACUUUGCCAUCGACGAGGAGGAAGAAUUUUGAGCGUCGGUGAGCCUCUUUUUUCUAUCUGUCUUGUGUGAUCCGUCUGUCCUCGAAGGGACCAAGGCAAACUGGACUCCUGUUCGUUCUUUUUUUUAAACCCGCUUUCGGCAUCUUCCAAAGUAGCUUUUUUUUUCUUCUUCUUCAGUCUCUUUCGGAUGUAACAAACAGACAAACUAGCAGGUGAAGCCUUCCCUUUGGAGACUCUCCUUUGCUCUCGUGUGAGAAUUCUUGGCAUCUGAAAUAAUUCCGACACUCUACUUCAAAUCCAUACUUUUGAGUUACGAUGGGGUUGAAAAACCCACCACGGUCCCCCAAAAAAAGGAAAGUCAGAAAGUUAAAAAAACCAAAACUCUUUCGCAGACCUUCUUCCAACAACUCAACUUUUUCUGUGGUCAGGAUUCCUGCAAUUUGCUCCUCUUGAAGUUAUGGCCAAACAUUGACAUGGUCGAAAAA
Messenger RNA from Pseudonaja textilis, 2034 nucleotides. NCBI's taxonomy places the organism in Eukaryota, Metazoa, Chordata, Lepidosauria, Squamata, Elapidae. The record is from RefSeq and is a predicted model, not a curated record.